AUGGGGUUCUCAAAUUAUUCAAGCAGUUCAGGUUCAAGCCGGGGCUCGGGAUGGGGUUGGGGCUCUAGCCGGAACAGCUCAGGAUGGGGUUGGGGUGCGGGCACCAACUAUUCAAGUGGUUCAGGUUCAAUCCCCGGUUCGGGAUGGGGUUGGAGUUGGGGUACGGGCUUCAACCAAUCAAGUGGUUCAGGUUCAAGUCCAGGAUGGGGUUGGGGCUGGGGUCCUAUGAACGGACAAAACUUAGGAUCUGGCAGCUCGGGGUCUGGUUGGGGUCCUAAGAAUACAAACAGCUCGGGAUCUGGCAGCUCCGGUUCUGGCUGGGGCUGGGGAGGUCACUCAGAAGAAGUCUGUAACGCCACCUACAAUGAACCUAGGAAGAUCAUAGUCGGAGGAGAUAAAGAGUGGACUUAUGGUUUCAAUUACUCCGACUGGGCUUCUAAGACUGCUCCCUUCUUUGUCAAUGACAUACUUGUGUUCAAAUACAAUCCACCAGCACCAUUCACGCACACCGUCUACUUGUUUUCUAACCCAUCAAGCUACGAAAAAUGCGAUGUGAAGAAAGGAAAUAUGAUAGCAUCACCGAAGCAAGGUGCUGGGAAUGGUUUUGAACUUGUUCUUACGAAAAUGAAGCCUUACUAUAUUUCAUGUGGCGAGCAUGACGGUGCUCACUGCAGCAAUGGCACCAUGAAGUUCCCCGUCAUGCCUAUCCUCCCCCGUUGGUAA
Messenger RNA from Brassica napus (rape), 723 nucleotides. RefSeq names its product jacalin-related lectin 34-like. The record is from RefSeq and is a predicted model, not a curated record. Gene Ontology annotation, molecular function: electron transfer activity. The coding region runs from base 1 to 723 and encodes 240 amino acids. The transcript has 2 exons. NCBI's taxonomy places the organism in Eukaryota, Viridiplantae, Streptophyta, Magnoliopsida, Brassicales, Brassicaceae.